Molecule: messenger RNA, 837 nt
Organism: Motacilla alba alba
Lineage: Eukaryota; Metazoa; Chordata; Aves; Passeriformes; Motacillidae
Gene: PITHD1
Product: PITH domain containing 1
Exons: 6
Coding region: 52-666 (204 amino acids)
Cellular component (GO): nucleus
Source: RefSeq, a predicted model, not a curated record
GGCAGUGUGGGCGUGUCCCGCGGCCGCGCAUGCGCGCGGGGCGGCGCGGCCAUGGCGCACGGGCCCGGCCGGUGCCGCUGCUGCGGGGCGGAGGCGGCGGAGCGCGGCGCGGCCUGGGCGCUCUACCUGCGCAUCGACCGGCAGCGCCUGCAGUGCCUCAACGAGCGCCGCGAGGGCUCCGGAGCCACCGUGUUCCGCCCCUGGGAGGAGCGCGGGGACCGCUCGCAGUUCGUGGAGAGCGAUGAUGACGAGGAGCUGCUCUUCAACAUCCCGUUCACGGGCAGCGUGAAGCUGAAAGGAGUCAUUGUGAUGGGCGAGGAUGACGGGACACACCCGGCUGAGAUGAGGCUGUUCAGGAACAUUCCUCACAUGUCCUUCGAUGACACAGCCAAGGAACCCGAGCAGAGCUUCAGCCUGAGCCGGGAUCCCCUGGGGGAGCUGGAGUAUCCCACCAAGAUCGCCCGUUUCUCCAACGUUUACCACCUCUCCAUGCACUUCCCAAAGAACUUCGGAGCCGAGACGACCAAGAUUUUUUACAUAGGCCUGAAAGGGGAGUGGACGGAGGCUCACCGCCACGAGGUCACCAUCUGCAACUACGAAGCCUCGGCGAACCCGGCCGACCACAAGCUGGAACAGAUCACCCCGCAGACUCACUUCAUCUCCUGAGGGGAGCCUGCCCGGGGCAGGAACGGCUUCCCGGAGCACCGGAGCAGCUGCACGGCUGCGGGACGGACACGGCGGCGCGGUGCGGGGCGGCGGGGCCGCUCUGGACGCUCCACCGAGCCGCGUGCGGGGCCGCUACCGGCUGUGACCGACAAUAAAACACGCUGCGGUGCA